CACUAGGACCCAGACAAGUGAGUGAGUAGGCAGGCAGAGUGGGGCUGAGUCACUGCAUGUGUCUGAGAGGCAGUCAGAAACAGAGCAGAGCAAGGGAGCAGAGGUGAUCUCACACUCAUCAGCACAGGAUAACACAACCAUGAUGGGUUGACUUGGGGGGAGGGGGGGCGGUUGGAGAGAGGAAGUGUGCAUUCGCCACCACUUGCUCAGCUAUGGAGACCAACAAAGUUCUUCAUUUUGUGCCUUCGGAGGCGCCUCCCUCUGGGAUGUCCAAGAAUGGAUACUUCUUUCAAGAAAUGGAGCAGCGGGAGGUGGAGCAGGAGGAGGGCAGCGAGGGCCGAGAGGAGGGACAAGAUUCGCCGAUCGCCUGCGGAGAUGACAUCCACCUCUAUGACAACCAGAUCAGCCCUGGGCCAGAAACUGACGAUUCUGGCUGUGUGUUACUCAAUACAUCAAGAAGGUAUGUGAAGCUGAUGAAUUUUGAGGAGGAGGUUCGGGCACACCGUGACCUGGAUGGCUUCCUGGCGAGGGCCAGCAUCUUGCUGGAUGAGACAGCCGCGUCCCUGGACGAUGUUCUGAAGAGAAUGUUGCACCACGUGGGCCAGGACAGCCAUGCUUUAGAGCCCGGGUGCAACUUCGAGGAGGUGAUGAGCAUGCUUUUCACAGAUGCAGGAGCACAGGAGGUCAACGACAAGUCUCAAAGUUUCGUUUUCUUUGAUGACGUUCACCUGCUUUCAGAGACGAUCCAGGGAGUUACAGCAACCGCCACAGGGGUCCAGUACCAGCAGUCCUGGCUUUGCAUCCUCUGCAACGUGAAGCAUCUCCAGAAACGUCAUGUGUGCAUCUCCCGCCUGGAGAGGCCACAAAACUGGGGGGAGAACUGCUGCGAGGUCCGCUAUGUCAUCCUGAUACUGGCCCCUCUCAAAAUGAAAAGUACCAAGACUGCGAUGGAGCUGGGUCGCACAUUCGCCACCCUCUUCUCCGACAUCUCCUUCAGGCAGAAGCUCCUGGAGACAAAGACACAGGAGGAGUUUAAGGAAGCGUUGGUGUUCCAGAGGCACCAGCUCACGGCAGCAAACCAGAAGCCAACGGCUCUGGGGAAGGAGGAGACUGACCCUCGCAGUCAUAAACCCCUCAAGUGUAAAGAUUUCUUCAAAGCUGGCCGGGGAAUUUAUGAGGACUUUUGCCGCAGGCUGCCUUUCUACCCCUCUGACUUCACAGAUGGUAUAGUUGGCAGUAAUAAAACCCUGCUGAAGUACAUGACCACAGCCAUCUUCCUCUACAUUGCCAUCCUCCUCCCUGCCAUUGCUUUCGGCUCCCUCAAUGAUGAGAGCACACGUGGCGAGAUCGAUGUUCGGAAGACCAUCAUUGGCCAGAGUAUCGGUGGGGUCAUCUACUCGUUGUUUGCCGGCUCUCCUCUAGUCAUCCCUCUAACCACAGCUCCCCUCGCCAUUUUCAUCAGCGUGAUCCGAGGAAUCUGUGACGACUACAACCUGGAUUUCCCAGCUUUCUACGCCUGCAUUGGGUUGUGGAACUGCCUCUUUCUCAUCCUGGGAGGAAUCUUCAAUGUCAGUCUGCUCAUGAAGCUCUUCAAAAGGUCAACAGAGGAGGUCAUUGCCCUGUUCAUUUCCAUUGCUUUUGUGGUUGAUGCUGUGAAAGGCACAGUCAAAAUCUUUCAUAGGUACUACCACGCUCCAACACUGGCCAACAGAAGCAUAGGGGACUUUCCUCAAGGUGGAGACCUGCUGGGGGGAAACAGGAGUGAGGUGGUCACGGGGUUUGCACUUACUGAAUCCUUCAUCCAGUGCAGUCGAGAGAGACCUGUCCUCUGCCUCCUGCUGAUGCUCGGGACAUUAUGGAUGGGCUAUACUCUCUACCAGUUCAAAAGGAGUCCGUUCCUGCAUGCCAAAGUGAGGGAGGUGCUGUCGGACUGUGCCCUGCCAAUCUCAGUGCUCAUGUUCUCCUUCAUCGGCUCCUACAUUUUCAGUGACAUUGAACUUCCAGUGUUUAAAGUUCAUAACCGGCCCACCUUCAACGUGGCACCAUUUGAGCGGCUGUCGCCCAUGAACGUUGUCAGCGCCAUGGGACUCGGCUUUCUCCUGGCCCUCCUUAUCUUCAUCGACCAGAACAUCGUCGUUUCACUGACGAACGCACCAGAAAACAGAUUGCUGAAGGGUACUGCAUAUCACUGGGACCUAAUGCUCUCUGGGCUCAUUAACAUCCUAAUGUCAGUGCUGGGGUUGCCCUGGAUGCAUGCCGCCUUUCCCCACUCCACCCUCCAUGUGCGCCAGCUGGCUUUUGUGGAGCAGCGCGUUGAGGGGGGGCACCUCUACGAGACUAUCGUCCAGGUUAAGGAGACCCGUCUGACGUCUCUGGCUGCCAACAUCUUCAUUGGCAUAUCAGUGUUGCUGUUGCCUCUCCCGCUGCAGUGGAUACCCAAACCUGUCCUCUAUGGCCUCUUCCUCUACAUCGCCCUCACCUCCAUCGACGGAAACCAGAUGUGCGACCGAAUGGCUCUCCUUCUGAAGGAGCAGACGUCUUACCCACCUACCCACUACAUCCGCAAAGUGCCCCAGAGGAAGAUCCACUACUUCACCUUCCUGCAGAUGAUGCAGCUGCUGGUGCUGUGUACAUUUGGCAUGUACCCGAUACCGUACAUGAAAAUGAUCUUCCCUCUGGUCAUGAUCCUCCUAAUCCCAAUCAGGAACAACGUGCUCCCUCAUAUCAUUGAGGCCAAAUACUUGGACAUAAUGGAUGCCCAACACAUGUAGCUACAGAUGGAAUAAGCUCUGGAUCCACAUAAAGACAUCUGGAAUUUAAACAAAAAAAGAAAAAAAAGAAAAUUAACAAAAACAUAUUUUUCAAUGCAAAACUGUAUGGAAAGCAAAAAGGAAAUAUAUAUCGACUGUUUUGAUUUUUGUAUCCGAUAAGAACAUUCUUUUAGGUGAAACACUGGAAAAGUGGCAAGUCAUGUGAAGAGGGACGAGAGUCGUGGGAAAUAUUUUCCAAACAUUAAACGGACAGCAUCUCUCUGAAGGGGAAAUUCUACCGAAAAAAAGGAAGGAGGAAAAAAAAAUGAAACAUAAAACGGGACCAUCCAGAACUCCCUGUUUCACUUCUGUUUGACCCUCUCAGAUUGUUCAGUGCCAUAUACCUCCAUCUUCUCCAUUCACACCUUUUACUUUUCUAUGGUAACACUUUACAAUAUCCUACUGCAGUGUGUACAUCUGUAUUUUAACCUGUGGGCAACUGCUUCAAGUAUUCACUAAUACUGCUCAAGUAAUAAAACUGCUGCCAGUGGAAAUUGCGUAUUAAUUAGAAAGGUGUAAUGGCACAAUGUCAGUAUGAACAUUAUCUAUUUUUGACACUUUGCACUCACAUUGUGUUUUUACACUGCCAUACAGGGAGGUUUGCCAUCUGUACACUGUGUUAAGUAUUGAAACUCUUUUCCAUGGACCACUUACAUGAAAGUAAUACCGCGUUUAGGCCACUGCAAAGAAAAUCUUUACCUUAAUCAUUGUGCAGUGUUAAAACCUUAACAUUCCUACACCUUUUAGCUGUGAUCCUCCCUUUUAUCUAUGUAGGACACGUGCGUCCUUACAUGUUUUGAUUCUAAGUCAUUCCAAAAACGUUAGUAUUCAUUAAGGGGUGUGUGUGUGUGUGUGUGUGUGUGUGUGUGUGUGUGUGUGU
Messenger RNA from Haplochromis burtoni (Burton's mouthbrooder), 3690 nucleotides. RefSeq names its product solute carrier family 4 member 11 (gene slc4a11). Lineage: Eukaryota; Metazoa; Chordata; Actinopteri; Cichliformes; Cichlidae. The record is from RefSeq and is a predicted model, not a curated record. The transcript is spliced from 21 exons. Gene Ontology annotation, molecular function: solute:inorganic anion antiporter activity. Bases 213 to 2771 code for a protein of 852 amino acids. Gene Ontology annotation, cellular component: plasma membrane; basolateral plasma membrane. Gene Ontology annotation, biological process: monoatomic ion homeostasis; transmembrane transport; monoatomic anion transport.